This is a messenger RNA of Periconia digitata, 1137 nucleotides long. The record is from the annotation of a GenBank genome assembly. NCBI's taxonomy places the organism in Eukaryota, Fungi, Ascomycota, Dothideomycetes, Pleosporales, Periconiaceae.
ACCACGCACAAACAAACUUGGGUGCUCGCAUUCCAACUAGCCAUGGCGCUCAUACUUGAUAGUAUGCUCCAUCUCACCCUUCUGGUGGGUGCAAUAGCUCUUCUGUACAAGCUAUCGCGUCUCGGUCGCAGGGGAGAUUUCCUUCCCCCAGGUCCUCCAACUAUUCCUAUCCUCGGAAACGCACAUCAGAUACCCACUACCGGAUUCAACGCCAGAAUUCAUGAGUGGGCUGAACAGUACGGUCCUGUGUUCUCAUUCAUUUUGGGAAAGAGCAUCUGUAUCGUACUCAAUGAUCGUCAAGCAGUUCACGAGUUGAUCGAUCAGAAGGGUGCACUAUUCAAAGAUCGCGUGUACGAUCGUCAAGCACUUGAAACUUUCCAUGGCCUGAAUUAUGCACUCAUGGACGCAACACCGAUGUGGAGAGCCCAGAGAAAGCUCACGGUAAAGAUGAUGUCCGAGAAAAACUUGGACGGUCCUAUGCGUGAAAUAAGAGAUGCUGAAAACGCCUCUCUCAUGCACGAUUUGCUUGAAGAUCCUGAUCGUUUCGCGGCACACAUCGGACGAUCUUUGGCUUCUGCAGCUAGUAUAGUGGUAUAUGGCCAACGAGCAAAGACACUUGAUGAUUUCUGGAACACUUAUACGCACGCCGCACACAAAGCUGUCACUGAAACCCUUAGCCCGGGUAGCUACAUACCAACGGAUCAGUUCCCCGUCCUGGACCUCAUUCCAUAUAGCUGGAACCCGGCUACGUUGAAGGCUAGAAAAGCACGGGAGACCUUGGACGGGAUCUGGCAAGAAGCUAGACAGCGUGUUGACAAACGUCGUGCUGAGGGCGAUAAACGUGACUCCAUCCUGGAUAAUACUCUGGACGGCAGUCUUAAGUCAGAUAUAACCCUUAGCGAUGACGAGCUCAACCACAUGUGCGGCACCUUCAUUGAAGGCUCGGCGCUGACCACAUCUAUCACGAUCCAAACUAGCAUUCUGUUUCUUGCGAAGUACCCCGAAUAUCAGGACAAGGCACAGCAGGAGCUCGAUGGAGUCUGUGGGGAUAGUAGGGUGCCUGUGUGGGAGGACUUUGACAGCCUGCCUUACAUCAACUGCAUUGCCAAAGAAGCGCAGCGAAUCCGUCCAGUGUAA